This is a messenger RNA of Penicillium canescens, 978 nucleotides long. RefSeq names its product PLL family lectin. The record is from RefSeq and is a predicted model, not a curated record. The transcript has a single exon. Lineage: Eukaryota; Fungi; Ascomycota; Eurotiomycetes; Eurotiales; Aspergillaceae. Bases 1 to 978 code for a protein of 325 amino acids.
AUGUCACAGCAACUGUCGACCGUUUCCUGGUCCUCACACCGGAUCGACACAUUCGGCAUUGGCACCGACAACGCCUGCUACCACAAAUGGUGGGACGGAUCCAGCUGGGGUGGAUGGGAAUCGCUCGGCGGAACCUUUAGCAGCCCUGUCACGGCCGUAAGCUGGGAACCAAAGCGGAUUGACCUCUUCGGGCUAGGCACGGACAACGUCUGCUACCACAAAUGGUGGGACGGGUCCCGCUGGGGCGGCUGGGAGUCCCUCGGCGGAACACUGGCCAGCUCGGUUAAGGCCGUGAGCUGGAGUGCCGAUCGGCUGGACCUCUUCGCCCGCGGGACCGACAACGCAUGCUACCAUAAAUGGUGGGACGGCGACCGCUGGGGCGGAUGGGAGUCCUUGGGUGGGGUGCUGAACAGCGGCGUCGAGGCCGUAAGCUGGGGAUCAAAUCGCCUGGAUCUCUUCGUACUAGGGACCGACAAUGCCUGCUACCACAAGUGGUGGGACGGGUCCGGCUGGGGCGGAUGGGAGUCCCUUGGAGGCGUCUUGACCAGCCCGAUCUCGGCAGUUAGCUGGGAUCGGGGCCGCCUGGACCUCUUCGCCAGGGGCACCGACAACGUCUGUUACCACAAAUGGUGGGAUGGUAGCCGUUGGCAAGGGUGGGAGUCUUUGGGCGGGAUUCUCGUCAGUUCAUUGAGCUCGGUGGCCUGGAGUUCGAACCGACUCGAUGUCUUUGCGCUGGGAACAGAUAAUGCCUGCUACCACAAGUGGUGGGACGGGUUCCGCUGGGGCGGUUGGGAGAAGCUGGGGAACAAUACGUUCUUCAGUGCGAUUGCCGCAGACUCCUGGAGUGCCAAUCGGCUGGAUCUUUUCGGAGUUGCGACGGACAGUAAUGCCUGCCUGCAUAAAUGGUGGGACGGCCGUAGCUGGGGAGGAUGGGAGUCUCUCGGAGGAAUCCUGAUCAGUGAGCUGAGGAACCAUUAA